Molecule: messenger RNA, 378 nt
Organism: Drosophila montana
Lineage: Eukaryota; Metazoa; Arthropoda; Insecta; Diptera; Drosophilidae
Exons: 2
Coding region: 1-378 (125 amino acids)
Source: RefSeq, a predicted model, not a curated record
AUGUUGUUUGGAUGUUUAUUGUCGCACAAAAAAUGUAUUAAAUUAUAUAAUCGCGAUAUAGAGAGACAGCUGGGCAGCACGGUAAUGGCAUCAAUUGAUACUAGCAAGCGUAAACCUAGACGCACACACGGCACACCGUCCUUUACAUAUCGUAAUCGUUUUGCCUACGCUCUACUUGCCGCCGGUUCGGUGCUUUUCGGGAUUUGGAGCCUGACGCCCAUGCAACGCAUUGCCAACGAGAAGCUGUGCAAGGACCUGUUGACAGUCACCGAACAGGAGAAAGAUCGUCACGCUUUGUUUGAUUUCUCCGCGCCACGCCCCGCAAAAUUCAUCAGAGAAGCCAUCGAGGAGAGCGAGAAAUUGCGCACGGAACGCUAA